AUGUUUCAACAAUCUACAGAUGCUUUAAAAAAGUUUUCUAAACGCCUUCAUGCAAUCAAUACCCGUUUCUCAGCGGAUGAUGUUACAUCUCUUGCAAUUUUUGUCGACAUGGUUAAGAGUCAUUCUCCAGAUGAUCUCAUCGAGUUUAUUCACGAGCCAGAUCGUAUGAUUUUCUAUUACGCCCCAUUCGAAGCAAAUGCUUUUUCACAUCAAAUACAAACUUAUCACAUUGAUUCCACUUAUAAGCUCUUGCGCUCUCGCAUACCAUUUUAUGCCGUCACUGGCAAAUUCGCGGAAUCAAUUGUUUUUCCGUUUUUGUAUUUUUUCGUUUGGCCCGACACAAGUGAAAAUAUACAAGUUUGUCUCACAGCAUAUUUUGGCUCCAUCAAUCGCGAACCAUCUUAUUUUUCAAUGGACUGCGCACCUCAAAUCACAAAUGCUGUUGAAACAGCCAUCCCCUUAUGCCAGAUCAUUUGGUGUGGCGUUCAUGUGUUGCGCGCUGUCAUGAGAAAGGCUGAAAAGUUUCAAGAUCGUUCCAACUUCGAAACUUUCUAUAACUUAAUGAAGUUAUUGGUCUUUGGUUCUGAAGAGGAAGAAAUUGAUCCUGAUGAAGUUUACAACAAUUUAGAAGAAAUUUUAAAUGAGGAACCUGCUGCCCGUGAAUACUUUGACCGACAGUGGCGCCAUCAUCUUGACAGGUGGAUGCUUCGCUAUAGAAAUGAAGGAGAUGGAACAAACAACAUCUCAGAAUCACAUUUCAAGGUUUUGAAGCACCAGUACUUCCCAGAAAGGCGAAAUCUUCGACUCGAUGAACUUGUCAUCGAGUUAUAUUCCAGUGUUGUUCCUUCAUUCCUGAUUAAGUUGCAAAUUAAAGGUCUGGAUUCAGAGAGAAGUGUUAAAGUUAUCAAAAAAGUCACAAGAGAUUUCGAAGAAAUGACACAAUUUAAAAAAGUCGAAUGCAUCAGUAUGCUUGAAGCUGUUCAGAAAGGUCUGAAAAAUGAUACACUUGAUCCCAACAUUGUUUACUCAACAUUAAAAAUAUUAUUGCAAAGAAAACAUUUGAUUUAA
Molecule: messenger RNA, 1068 nt
Organism: Trichomonas vaginalis G3
Lineage: Eukaryota; Parabasalia; Trichomonadida; Trichomonadidae
Product: MULE transposase domain-containing protein
Exons: 1
Coding region: 1-1068 (355 amino acids)
Source: RefSeq, a predicted model, not a curated record